Molecule: messenger RNA, 876 nt
Organism: Iphiclides podalirius (scarce swallowtail)
Lineage: Eukaryota; Metazoa; Arthropoda; Insecta; Lepidoptera; Papilionidae
Source: the annotation of a GenBank genome assembly
AUGUCCCUGUUUGGUUCCUUGAUGGCCGACGUGGAGGAUGAUCCGUUUUUCGGAUCACACAUGAGACACAUGAGGCAGAUGAACAAUAUGAUGAACUUGCUGUUCUCGGAUCCAUUCAGCAUGAUGGGCGGAGGCAGAGCAUUAGCUCUCUCUGGCCCUCAGCAUAACAACUCCCUGAUGCCUUUCAUGCCUCAGAUGCCGUCUUUAAAUAGACUUUUCUCUGCCGACCUGGACGGGCAAAUGAGCGCUGGUAGCUCGUUCAGCAGCAGCACCAUAGUGAUGUCCAGCGGGCCGAACGGAAAGCCGCAGGUGUUCAGCUCGUCCAGCAGCACGAAGAUCGGGCCGAACGGAGUGAAGGAGACACGCAAGACCCUCCAGGACACGCGCACCGGCACCAAGAAGAUGUCCAUAGGUCACCAUAUCGGCGAGAGGGCCCACCUGAUCGAGCGCGAGCAGAACUACUACUCGGGCGAGGCUGAGGAGAGGCAGGAGUUCAUCAACAUCGAGGAGGAGGAGGCUGAAGACUUUGACAGGGAGUUCCAGACGAAGGCGGGCGCCGCGCAGCGCGCGAGGCAGCAGCGCGCCGCCCUGGCGGGGCUCCGCGCCCCCUCCCCGCCGCCCGCCCACCAACGGCUCGCGCUCCCCGCGCCCCCCUCGCCGCACGCGCCCCACGCGCACGCCUCCAGCAACGCCACCCCGGGAGUCGAACGAGCGCGCGGCCACCGGCCGACCGCGAGGCGACCCCUGCGCUCCCCCGCCAGCCCCCUCGCAGCGCCCCGCAGCUCGAGCGUGCGCGACGUGUACGGAGGGCCGCACCCGCAGAGCCACCGCCACAGGCAGCCCAAGCCCGCGCACCGCCACUCGGGCCACGGCAAC